AUAUACAACCACAUGAUGUGUCCUAGAGCCGACACUAUACAGAGGACACCAGACCAUAAUAUACAACCACAUGAUGUGUCCUAGAGCCGUUACUCUAUCGCUGUCUCCUGGACACUAACGUUAUAUAACGAGAAGAUGAAUUAAUGACGACAGUAACGAGAUCCACAGCCGCCACAAUAGGGAUCAGUGUCACCUACAGCGGGAGAGGACUGCGCCAAUAUAAUGAGGGCGAUGACACCUUCACAGUGUUUAGAUACACAAACUGAUAGUAUCACACAAUAGGAUUAGAUACAUCAACUGAUGGGAUCAGACAUGACAGGCUUAGCAGACAUGAUUACACAAUACAGGAUGAGAUACACACCUCAGCAGACAGUAUCACAUAGGAUGGGAUUAGAUACACACCUCAGCAGACAGUAUCACACAGGAUGGGAUUAGAUACACCAACUGAUGGGAUCAGACAUGACAGGCUUAGCAGACAUGAUUACACAAUACAGGAUGUGAUACACACCUCAGCAGACAGUAUCACAUAGGAUGGGAUUAGAUACACACCUCAGCAGACAGUAUCACAUAUGAUAGGAUUAGAUACACACCUCAGCAGACAGUAUCACACAGGAUGGGAUUAGAUACACACCUCAGCAGACAGUAUCACAUAGGAUGGGAUUAGAUACACACCUCAGCAGACAGUAUCACAUAUGAUAGGAUUAGAUACACAGCUCAGCAGACAGUAUCACAUCGGAUGGUAUUAGAUACACACCUCAGCAGACAGUAUCACAUAUGAUAGGAUUGGAUACAGCAGUUCAGCAGACGGUAUCACGAUAGGAUUAGAUACACAGCUCAGCAGACAGUAUCACAUAUGAUGGGUAUAGAUACACAGCUCAGAAGACAUUAUCACAUAGUAGGAUUAGAUACACACCUCAGAAGACAGUAUCACAUAUGAUGGGAUUAGAUACACACCUCAGCAGGCAGUAUCACAUGCUAGGAUUAGAUACACAGCUCAGCAGACAGUAUCACAUGAUAGGAUUAGAUACAGCCGCUCAGCUACAGAGUCACAUGAACAGAUCAGAUAAAGCUACUUAGCAGCAUAGUAUCACACAUGAUAAGCUUAGAUACAUUGGUCUUGGAGGAUAUAAUGUAACAUGUAUAGGGCUGGCCCCCAGUGGAUUCUACGUGUGUUUCGGCUGUGGGGACUGGUGGGAUAUGUGAGCGCCCCCCCGGCUGACGCUGUUCAGCCCACAGAGUGGUCUUUGACAUGUUCUGCAGCGCGGUGGAUGUGGCGGAGGCCUCCGGUUUGGCUGCGCUCCAUACACCCUUUAUUUAUGUUUUUCCUCACUUCUCCCCCCAAGUGUUUCUAUGUUGGAGGGAUUGGGGGUCUCUGACGAUCUGAACCACUUGUGCAGAUCUUAAUACUGCCGCCAUCUUGGGCUCAAUGUUCGGUACGUGGUAGAAGAAUAUAGAUUGAUAUAGGAUAUGAAGGCGCGGUAGGAGUACGUCUUGGAUUCCGGGUGUCAUGUGACUGACACCUCUCUCGUCCACAUCUGUAGGGUCCGGUUUCCGAGGUCUCCUGGGUGAUGUGUGGAAAUGUGACCAGUGAUACCUGAGAGGGGCAGGCGCCAUUGUUUGUCAUGUAAUGAAUCCAGGAGAGGGGGAGAUGAAAAGGCGCCGGCGCUGGGACACUACACCAGUCUACACAACCUGCUCUGGAGGAGCCAUCACUGCCACUGAGGGGCACUACACACCGAGAUGUCUUCGCAGCUGGAAGAAGCCAUGGAGACACUUAUCUCUGUUUUCCACACGUACUCGGCCCGUGAAGGUGAUAAGUACAAGUUGAGUCGGAGAGAACUGAAGGAUCUACUGCAGAAUGAACUGGGGGAGUAUCUGGAGACCCAGAAAGAAGCCGGCACGGUGGACAAGAUCAUGAAGGAACUCGAUGAGAAUGGAGAUGGGGAGGUGGACUUCCAAGAGUUUGUCAUCCUCGUGGCGUCUCUGACUGUGGCUUGUAACAACUUCUUCUGUGAGAGUAGCUGAGGCCCCGGAGUCGACCACACGUGGUGUCCCAGUCUCGUGUACAAACUCUUCUGUCAUUAAACUUGAGAAUUAAGACCCUUAUGCGUCUAUUUCUUAU
Messenger RNA from Hyla sarda, 2122 nucleotides. It is a transcript of the gene S100A1, whose product is annotated as S100 calcium binding protein A1. The coding region runs from base 1741 to 2025 and encodes 94 amino acids. Gene Ontology annotation, molecular function: calcium ion binding; S100 protein binding. The record is from RefSeq and is a predicted model, not a curated record. Lineage: Eukaryota; Metazoa; Chordata; Amphibia; Anura; Hylidae. Gene Ontology annotation, cellular component: sarcoplasmic reticulum. The transcript has 3 exons.